AAGGAACUGACGGAGCUGGAUAAUGACAAGACGUAGCACGCAGUCCCACCACCCUACUGCGCAGGAAUGUAUGUGGCCACCUAGAACCUGCACCCGUGACAACCGCGUCCACCGAUCGAAUCGACGCACAAGAACACGAGCGAGCGAGCGAGCACCGACAGGGGUCGUUGCAAAGGUCCGGUUUUACCGAGGGUCCGAGGGAGCAGUAGUGGUACAGUUCGUUCGAGUCGGAGAUUCAGAUCAUGGCUCAGAGAGAGAGAGAGACAGACAGAGGAAGGUACAAGAAGGAAGACGCUGCGUGAUGUCACCUCCUCAUGCCUCACAAGGGUACGUGGGGUAGAUGCAUGCCAUGGCGCCAGACAGUUGCUUCCGUCAUGACGUAUCCGAAUUUGGCGAGACAAAUGACAGUCGCUCACAGUGUCACUCGGGGGCGGGUCCUGACUUCUGAGCUGCUGCCGACGCCGUCCUGUAAUUAGCUCUGGCCAGUCCAGCCAGUGCCAGAGGCAGGCAGAACGGCCGGACGGGAGUUCCGCGGAUGCGGAUUGGUGAUGGAAAGCUGAUCUUCGCCACAAGAUUCAACUUCGCAGAGAGCCAUAGGAGCACUUUGAAGGAGUCGAGGAAGGUUCCGGGAGAGGUUCGCAAGGCCGAUGUACAGUCCUUGGACCCAUAUUCUAGACGUCAUAUCACCUGAGCACAUAAGAGAAGGCCAGGCUAAAUCACUCCGAGGACGAGUGGCGGAUCUUGGGACGAUUUUGGAAGGUAGAAGACUUUUGCCUGGCUGGAUGGAUGGAUGGUGCAUUUGUGUAGCUCAGCUCUAUACACAGGGUAUACAUAUAAAUAUAAGCAUGUCCUUGAUUCUGGCCUGGCAACGUCCUUGCUCAGGAUCUAGACUCUUGGUUUGCUGUACAUAUUUCACUGCACGUGUAAGCUUGGCGAUAAGUGGGGAAAAGGGUGCCGGAGGGGAGACAACUGAAGGGAGGGUAGAGCAGUGCAGCAGCUCAGAUCAGAUCUAGCUAUGGCUAGGUGAUAUGGAUUUGAAGAUUUCCACAUACUAAGGUGGCAUAGCUAAUCUAGAGCUGAGGAAGGUCCCGUGGGAGAUUCAUGGGCAAUAAUUUGGAUUAAACAAAUACAGAUUGAAUUUGCUUUCACAUGGCCCCAUAUGAGGCAGACCCCGUCGAUUGGAUGCUUGAUAUGUGGCUUGCAGACCAACAGCAUCUGCCCUGCUUUUCGUGAAAAGGGCUCAGUGGAGUUCAUAGGAUCAAGUUUGCUAGAUCCUAUGGUGAUGGUGAAGUCCUACAGGCUGAGCCCAGGCUUUAUGGAAAUAUUAGCCAUCUUAUGAGGCAUUGUAAAACUAGUCCUUUGCUUUGAGCAACUUUGUUCCUGCUUCUCAUGGUCCUUCUCAGAGUUGGCUUUCUGCUUCACCACCUCCACAACAAGUCAAAACAUGCACGCUCGUACUAGUCGAUGUAUUAUUUUUUUGCCAUGUAUGACAUGACCCACUUUGUCAGACGUACGAAUCUUCAUGCCGCAGAUCAUGUGUUUUACAGUGUUUGCCUUAGAAGAUUCGGCAUACAAGAGGAUAAGUCUUAGAGAGGAUUUGUGUUCGA
This is a messenger RNA of Marchantia polymorpha subsp. ruderalis, 1607 nucleotides long. The record is from the annotation of a GenBank genome assembly. NCBI's taxonomy places the organism in Eukaryota, Viridiplantae, Streptophyta, Marchantiopsida, Marchantiales, Marchantiaceae.